Molecule: messenger RNA, 1369 nt
Organism: Oncorhynchus nerka (sockeye salmon)
Lineage: Eukaryota; Metazoa; Chordata; Actinopteri; Salmoniformes; Salmonidae
Product: alpha-ketoglutarate-dependent dioxygenase alkB homolog 7, mitochondrial-like
Exons: 4
Coding region: 109-960 (283 amino acids)
Biological process (GO): fatty acid metabolic process; DNA damage response
Cellular component (GO): mitochondrial matrix
Molecular function (GO): methyltransferase activity; 2-oxoglutarate-dependent dioxygenase activity
Source: RefSeq, a predicted model, not a curated record
CAAAAUGUCGCCCUCCUUCGUGACUUGACUUCUGUGCCAUCAGACAACAAAGCAUAGUUUAAUUUAGCAAAUCUGACAGUCUACAUAAAUAAUUGUAUUUAAUGAAGCAUGAGACUGCUGAUUACAGUUGCCAGACGUAUUCAUAAACGGCCUCUGUACACUCCGACAUCAUGUCUAAGUUCGGCAGCGAGUUGCUCCGGGGCUGCUACGAACAGCGGCCUGCAGUUCAGAGAUGACCAACUGGUCUGCGGUUCGACCGGAGAGCUGGUCCAGAGGCUUCGCGGUCAGGUGGAGGUGAGGACGGAAUUCAUAAGUGAGGAAGAGGAGGGUGCUCUCAUGAAAGAACUCGAGCCGGGGCUGAGAAAGAAACGAUACGAGUUCGACCACUGGGACGAUGCGAUUCAUGGUUACCGGGAGACAGAGCGUGCUCAGUGGGGAGAGGUGUGUGAGGGGGUGAUGGAUCGCCUCCGAGCUGUGGCUUUCUCUGAGGGCAGCCCUCUCCUAGGCCCUGUGCAUGUCCUGGACCUGGACAAGGCUACAUACAUCAAACCACACAUUGACAGUGUCAAGUUCUGUGGCAGCACUAUAGCAGGGCUGAGUUUGUUGUCAGACAGUGUGAUGCGCUUGGUGAGGGAGGAUGAACCCGCUGAAUAUCUGAACUUGUUUCUGCCCCGUCGCUCUCUCUACAUACUCAGGGUUGUAGUGGAGCAGGUCGAGAGUGUCCGCAUCACCAACAAACUAUCAUGGUCCAAACACACCAAGACAGUUGUGAAGAAGGUACGACAACACCUUUUCCAGUUCAGGAGACUGAAAAGAUUUGGCAUGGGUCCCCAGAUCCUCAAAAGGUUCUACAGCUGCACUAUUGAGAGCAUCCUGACCGGUUGCAUCACCGCCUGGCAUGGCAACUGCUUGGCAUCCGACCGUAAAGCUCUACAAAGGGUAAUGUGUAUGGCCCUGUAGGUCCUGGACCUACAGGUAUAUACUAGGCGGUGUCAGAGGAAGGCCCAAAAAAAUCACUCAAAUCAUAGACUGUUCUCUCUGCUACCACACAUCAACCGGUACCGGAGCUCCAAGUCUAGGUCCAAAAUAGUCCUUAACAGCUUCUACCCUCAAACGGCCACCCCUUUUUUUUUACACUGCUGCUACUCGCUGUUUAUUAUUUAUUAUUUUUAUUAUUUUUAAACAAGCAUUCGUUGUUACACUUCUGUAAUGAAAGACCAAAAUUACUACCAGUUGCAUGUUGUUAUUACACUGUAACUUUGAGUUGUUAGUUAACUACAAUACUUGUUACAGUGUAAUUACACAUUAUAAAAUCUGAAAAAUUAUUCAUUUGAAAAUCCCCAAUAAAAACAUAAUCAUUCUAUUUGAA